CUUACUACCACCAUCCUCGGUUCCCCGCUCCGGUUCCGGCGCGACCGCGACUAGAACUAGAUAGAUACACACAAGCGGACAAGCCGCGGAAGCAUGGCUUGGAGUUUCCACUUUGUUCCCUUGCUCCUCCUCCUCCUCCUGCUCUCCUCCACUUCCGCAGUGGCCACCUCCGGGCACAGCACCGGCAACGCCACCGCAAGCCUGAGGCCAGGGCGGGAGCCGCUCAAGCACCGGAGGAGGGUUAGGGCUCUCCUCGGCAGGCUCAACAAGCCCCCCCUCAACACCAUCAAGAGCCCGGAUGGUGAUUUAAUCGACUGCGUCCCCUCUCACCUCCAGCCCGCGUUCGACCACCCGAUGCUCAAGGGACAAAAGCCUCUGGACCCGCCGGAGAGGCCCAAGAACUACAACUCCACCAUUGCUGGAGCGGCGGUGGUGCAGGCGUGGCAUGCCACCGGCGAGGCGUGCCCGGAAGGGACGGUGGCGCUGCGGCGGACCACGGAGAAGGAUCUGCUCAGGGCCAGCUCCCUCAGGAGGUACGGCAGGAAGCCGCCACGCCGGACCACUCGCCGUGAUUCCACCAGCAGUGGCCAUGAGCAUGCAGUUGGGUACGUGAAUUCAGAGAAAUACUACGGGGCCAGAGCUAGUGUUAACGUGUGGUCACCCAGGAUAGAUGACCCAUCCGAGUUCAGCCUGUCGCAGAUCUGGGUCAUCUCCGGCUCCUUCGGCCACGAUCUCAACACCAUUGAGGCUGGAUGGCAGGUCAGCCCGGAGCUGUAUGGAGAUAGCAAUGCCAGGUUCUUCACUUACUGGACAACUGAUGCGUACCAAGAGACGGGGUGCUACAACCACAACUGCCGCGGGUUCGUCCAGACGACCAACAAGAUCGCCGUCGGCGCGGCCAUCACGCCACAGUCGGUGUACAACGGGAGGCAGUUUGAUAUUAAUCUGAUGAUAUGGAAGGAUCCCAAGCACGGGCACUGGUGGCUGGAGCUGGGCCCGGGCGUGGUGGUGGGCUACUGGCCGUCCGGCCUGUUCACCCACCUGGCGCACCACGCGAGGAUGGUGCAGUUCGGCGGCGAGGUCGUCAACACCCGGCCGCCGGGGUCCCACACGGCGACGCAGAUGGGCAGCGGCCACUUCCCCGGCGAGGGGUUCGACCGCGCCGCCUACUUCCGGAACCUGCAGGUGGUGGACUGGGACAACAGCAUCAUCCGGGCGUCCGGCCUCAAGCUCCUCGCCGACCACCCGGGCUGCUACGACAUCCAGGGAGGCUCCAACGGCCGCUGGGGCACAUACUUCUACUACGGAGGGCCAGGGAGGAACGUGAAAUGCCCCUGACCCCUGACAUUGUUAGGCUCUUGCUGUGUUGUUUCUUGGCGUUGUUUGCUUGCUUUUUUGUCACCAAAUCUUUUGCGAUAGUAGUCCGUACCCCCAUUAUUUCGACUAGGAUAUCAUUGUUAGGCUUAGGUCUUUUAGCUCCUGGAUCCAUAUGAGCGCUCGAGGGUUGAGAGGAAUCUGUAAAUUUUGACAAGUACAUGCAGGCGUGUGCAUUCUGUUUACCGAGGAAGUAGCACCAGUUUUUACUGUAAAAUGCUUCAGUGUUUCUACAGAUACAAUCGCAUUUCAUCUACUAUCUACUAUCUAUAUAUCUACCUACUACCACUAUAAAAAAAAGGGGGCAGAUCCAAACAAUUAUACCCGUCCAUCUACAAAAUUUAAUGGUCCAUAAUCCUUCUGUGUUUAACCCAACAAGCCACGCAAUUAAGCCACCUCACGCCCCUGUGCCGUUCCUCCCACUCCCACACGCCCCCGCGCCGUUCCUCCUCCCGCAGCCGGGCGCGGCCCGCAGGUCGCCGAGCCGCCGUCCCGGAGCCGCCCUUCGCCGCAGCCUCGCUGCACGCUGAGUCCUCCGAGGAGAUGGAAGCUGCUGUUCAACGAGGAGGGUUGCCUAGACGCAGCUGGAAUGAUUAUGAGAGUACAGCGUGGGGACGUUGUCUUCAUUUUGGUUAUGCGAACAGGGUGUCCACCCAAAUAUCAAAGGGGAAGUAUAUGGGAGUUUUUUCUGGGUUGUUACGACCCUAAAAGCACUACUGAACAGAGGAACCAAUUGCGGCAACAGAGAAGGUUCUGUUUUAUUUCACUCUUCAUUUGCAUCUUACUUUCGUCCUCUCAUCUAAGUCCAUUUUUAUCUCAUUACAGUUUCACUUUCCAUUGCGAUGCAUAAUUUUUAAAAUCUAGCAAAACACUCCCCAAUCACCUUUCUUUGUCCUUAUUUUGGCAAGAGUGGCUACUUUAAGCAUAUACUAGGAUAUGGACUGGACGACCGGCUGCAGGGAGUAGUGUAUGAUGCGUAUGCUCCAACAGCCAUAUUCAUGCAUUGCUUCACUGAUCUUAUUUUUGCCAAAGAUUGUCUAUACUUUUUUUGUGUGAUUCCUUGCUUCAGAAAUAUAAGAUUUAAUAUGCCAGAUAUUAAAUUUGUAAUCUAUAUAACCUUGUUUUCUCAGCAUGCCUUUCUCCUCAAAAUCCUACAUGUACUUGCUCCUUGUCCAGGCAUCCGAUGUUAGGAAAGAGAAGAGAUGGUCUUCGUCAGUUGCACUUAAGCAUGGGAAGGAUGCAGGUGAAGCGUGGACAAGGACACCGACGUUGCCGAGGUUGUUAUAGCAGCGACACUCGAGAACGCUCAAGGGAAGAGUAGACGCGCCUGGGUGGCUGGGUGACUCUGACCACUGGAAGCAGUUAAUCACAUGAUUGUAAAGGAAUAUGCAAAGCUGAUGAGACUAGAGCUAAAGUUCUUUCUCUUGGAUUCGUCAGUUAGUUAUAGAGAAGAGUUAGAGUUGGAUGGAGUAUCAAACAAUGGAAUCAAAUCAUGCAUGGAAUUGUAAGUCAACCAUAUAAGCAUAGACAUGUUUUCAGUUUUCCAAUGUAUAGUGGAAGUUAUUUAAGUCGUUUGAAACAUUAAUACAGAGUUUUUUCUAUUGAUGUUUGCUGUGAACGAUGCCAAUAUAUUCCCUUAAAAAAUUCGUGUGAAUAUAUUUGGAUGGUUUCAUCUUCAAAUAAGAUCUCUAUAGUAGCAAUAAUUUUGAAUAGAAGAUACUUCCUCUAUAAACAAAUAUAAGACGUUUUAGAUCACUAAAAUUAUAUGUUCACACUUAUACCAGUGUGAAAACUGAAUAAGGAUCAAUUUUAUUUUAGAUAAACGUGCAUUUGCACGUGUAUGAUUACUAGUCCUGUGAUAGAUCUCAGUAGCUGUGCAUAUGGAAAGUUAGCUGAUACUACAUGCGGUUGUUACAUAGGGGUCACUCAGCAUGUUCCUUAUCUAGCUUGGUUACUAGACUUGUUAGAUAGGAGACAGGAGCCACAUGCAUGGAUGAUGCUGAACUGAGCACACCGGAAAAACCAGUCAAUCACUCACAAUUACAACAAGACUGGAAAAAAUAAAUGUGUGGGCCACGUGUGAAAAAACUUGAGGUAAAAGGCUCUCCGGUCCACAAGCUUUUGAAAAAUGGCAAUCAAGCAUUUGAAAUAUGUGGAAUGUGUAUAGAAAAAUAUAGACCAUGCUUGAAAAAAAUGAUGAAAUCUUUUGAUUAUGUAUAUGAAAAUGUUAAUCAAGCAUUUAAAAAAAUGUUGAACAAAUAUUUCAAAAAUGUUAGUCAAGCAUUUGAAAAAUGUUAAAUGUGUAUAGGAAAAAUGUUGAGCAUGCAUUCAAAACAUGUUGAUAAAGCAUUUAUAAAAAGUUAUAUGUUUAUAGAAAAAAUGUUGAUCAUGUAUUACGAAAAUGUUAAUCUUGUAUUUAAAAAAUGUUAAUCAAGCAUUUCAAAAACGUGUAACGUGUAUAUAGGAAACAUGUUGACCAUGUAUUCAAAAAAUGUUAAUCUUGUAUUCAAAAAAUUGUUAAUCAAGCAUUUGAAAAAUGUUUAAAAUAUGUAUAGAAAAAAUGUUGACUGUAUCUUAAAAAACAUUAGAUUUGUAUUGAACAAAUGUUAAACGUGUAUUAGAAAAAUGUUGUUGACAUAUAAAAUAAAUUUAUAAUGAAAACUAAAAUAAACAAAGAAAACCUAAAAAUAAACCCCCCAAAAGAAAGAAAAUAAACCAAAAGGAAAAAAAAUCGAAGAAACAAAUGAAAAAGAAUGAAAAAACAAAAAAGGAGAAAAA
Triticum aestivum (bread wheat) is the source of this 4152-nucleotide messenger RNA. RefSeq lists its product as uncharacterized. The record is from RefSeq and is a predicted model, not a curated record. The transcript has 11 exons. The coding region runs from base 94 to 1338 and encodes 414 amino acids. NCBI's taxonomy places the organism in Eukaryota, Viridiplantae, Streptophyta, Magnoliopsida, Poales, Poaceae.